GAAAAAAGAGAUGGCAAGGUGUAUAUUUUAUAUUUUUAUACUAUAGCUAUAUAAUAACAUUUAUACACCUUGUCUUACAAGUUAGUAGUUACUGUCUACUAUACUAUAUUGUACAUAGGACGUAUUUCAACCACAAAAUAGAUAUAAUUUCAACUAUUAUUAUUAUUAUUAUUAUGUUAUUCUCGCCGCCGCGAUAGAGUUGAGCAACAGGUUGUUUUUUUGCUUGCGUUUGUUACUGAUUGGUAAAAACUUUCUUAUUUCUUAUUCCAAAUCGCGUGACGAUGAACGUAAAAAUGAAUUAUCGUUGUUGAAAACGACACACGAUGAGCUUCUCCAGUCAGAUAUUCCGUUCACCGGAGUACACGAGCUUCAGGUGCAACGUGCCUCUCAAACAAAUCAUAUUGGACGAUACCGGCACGAAUAAGGGAUGGAGAGUGUAUGACACGGGUCCUCGUUCAGUUCAAACCCCGUUAGUGUUCUUGCAUCCGGUUAGUGGACGAGCCGAAGUCUUUUUCAAACAAUUGCUAACACUCAGUUCAAAAGGCUAUCGAGUCAUAUCAGCUGAAAAUCCACCUUAUUGGAGUGUGACUGAAUGGUGUGAAGGAUUCAUGCAACUGUUGGAUCAUAUGGAUAUUAAACAAGUGCAUUUAUUUGGUGCUUCAUUAGGUGGAUUUUUGGCUCAAAAGUUUGUAGAGUUUUCUACAAUUGUACAUCAACCUAAAGUUGUAUCACUAUUCUUGUGCAACUCUUUUACUGAUACAUCAAUAUUCAAAUAUAAAGAUGCUGCUGUUUUAUUUUGGAUUUUACCUGCAAUGGUGCUUAGGAAAAUGGUGUUAUCAAAUUUUUCAUCAAGGGAAACAUUUUACGAUACACGAAUAAUGGAUUCAAUAGAUUUUAUGGUUGAGCUGAUUGAAUCAUUGUCACAGGCUGAUCUAGCAUCUCGUUUGACGAUAAACUGUUUGAAUAGCCGCGUUAAUACAUCAUUGAUGAGAGGUUUAAAAAGUGUCACCAUUAUGGAUGUAUUUGAUGACUACGCCUUAGGUUCACCCAUUAAGGAAAAAAUUUACCAGGAAUAUCCUGAUGCUAAACUGGCUCAACUCAAGUCUGGUGGUAAUUUUCCUUACCUAAGUCGCAGUGAUGAAGUUAAUUUACACUUGCAGAUACAUUUGAGAAAAUACGAUGGUACUCCUUUUAGUGCAAGUGAUAACAUUCCGAAUGGAGAGUAAUUCAAAUACUUAAUCAUAAAAAACUGCUCAACAUUUAUACAUUAUUACUGACCAAUUUGCUGAAUAAAAGUGUGCUGUGAAACAGUUUGGCCAAUUUAUAAACACAUAAUAUACAUUUAAUUGCAUUUAGUGAUUGAAUAAUUUUAAAUUUUAUCUCCGUUUUAUAUUUUUUUAAGUCAAGACCUAAUGAAGACUACUAAAAUACUAUACUGUAUUUAAAUUACAUGUGAAAUGUGUGCUACCAAAAACUAUAUUGGUUUAAUGCCUCAUUUUAAAUGAGAAUAUUAUACUAAAAUAAACCACAGUGUGAAUGCAUUGUUCAAAUUUUUAAUUGAUAAACAGCAUUUCUAUGUACAUAAUAUUGCUCUAUGUUGUAUUGAUUAAAAUACUCGAUAUAAUUAUAUUUUUUUAACGUGUACACUUAUAUAUGAUUUUUUUGUGGCGAUAUUAUUUUUAUUUUAAACUUAAUUUGAUUAGUUUUUUAAUUGUUUUUAAUUAAUAUAUAUAUAUUCAAUUUUGUUAUAA
Acyrthosiphon pisum (pea aphid) is the source of this 1751-nucleotide messenger RNA. RefSeq names its product maspardin. The coding region runs from base 324 to 1226 and encodes 300 amino acids. The transcript is spliced from 7 exons. NCBI's taxonomy places the organism in Eukaryota, Metazoa, Arthropoda, Insecta, Hemiptera, Aphididae. The record is from RefSeq and is a predicted model, not a curated record.